AUGGAAGUCAAAGAGAUAGAAUCAUCAUUCGAAUUGUUAGCAAAAGCUUCCAAUACCUUCGACAAUCGUUACAUUUCUAAAGUAUUGAGAGGUGUUGGUACCUUAAGAAAAAAACUCAGUCAAGAUAAAUCUAUUUUAGAAUCAAUUAUCAGUAAAGUUUAUGGUACCUCCAGACCUUACUUGAAUCAAUUUGGUUUAAUCAAUGAAUCAAUGGAUGUCGAUAAAGAUGAAAUUUCCCCUGAAGUUGACUUAUAUAUCCAUUUACUCGUUCAAAUUUACUAUUUAGAUAACAAACAAUAUGAUGAAUUGAAUAGUUUUAAUGAUGAAGUAAUCAAAUUAAUGCAAGUAUAUAACCGUAGAACUUUAGAUUUGAUUCAAGCAAAGAUCUGGUUUUAUAUAUCACGUACUAAAGAAUUGAUUGAUGACUUAUUAACCAUCAGACCAGUAUUAACUACUUUCUUAAAGAUUUCUUCUUUAAGACAUGAUAAUGAGACUAUGGGUUGUAUAAUCACUUUACUUUUAAGAAAUUACAUUCUUACUAAAGAUAUCAACCAAGCUAUUAAUCUUAUUGAAAAGAUCCAAUUCCCAGAAUGUUCAAAUUCCGUAAGUUGUAGAUAUUACUAUUAUUUAGCUAAGAUUCAUGCCAUACAAUUGAAUUAUUCUAUUGCCAAUGAAUAUUGUAUAACUGCCAUUAGAAAAUCACCUCAAACAAAAUUAUCUUUAGGAUUCUUACAAUCAGCUACCAAAUUAAAUAUUAUCAUUGAAUUAUUAAUGGGUGAUAUACCAGAAUUAAAGAUCUUUAAAACCAAUCAAUGGAAUUUUGAACCUUAUUUGAUGGUAACUAAAGCAGUGAAAAAUGGGGAUUUGAAAUUAUUUGAUCAUGCUAUUAAAACUUACCGUACAGAUUUCAUUAAUGACGAUAACUUAUCAUUAAUUUUAAGAUUACAUCAAAAUGUUAUUAAGACUGGUAUUCGUCUUAUUUCAUUAUCAUAUUCUAAAAUAUCUUUAAAAGAUAUUUGCAUCAAAUUGAAUUUGGAUUCUGAACAAUCAACUGAAUAUAUCAUUGCUAAAUCUAUAAGAGAUAAUGUCAUUGAAGCUUCAAUUAAUAAUGAAAAGGGAUUCAUGAAAUCUAAAGAAUUAUUAGAUAUUUAUUCUACCAAAUUACCUCAAUCAGAAUUUGAUUCUAGAAUUAACUUCUGUCUUGAAUUGUAUAAUGAUUUGGUUAAAUCAAUGAGAUAUCCAUCAGAAAACUUGAAGGUUAAUGAAGAAAUUGAUGAUGAUGAAUUAGAAUUGAUUAAAGCUUUACAAGAUGGAGAUUUAGAUGGUUUAAUGGAUUAG
Molecule: messenger RNA, 1338 nt
Organism: Yamadazyma jaroonii
Lineage: Eukaryota; Fungi; Ascomycota; Pichiomycetes; Serinales; Debaryomycetaceae
Source: the annotation of a GenBank genome assembly